Molecule: messenger RNA, 3486 nt
Organism: Plutella xylostella (diamondback moth)
Lineage: Eukaryota; Metazoa; Arthropoda; Insecta; Lepidoptera; Plutellidae
Source: RefSeq, a predicted model, not a curated record
CUGUGGCGUCGAAACGUAAACAAAGCUUUUGUGGCCUCUGUUAUAAUUAAAUAGUAAUAAAUGAUUUUACUCAUCAAUUAGUAGUGAAACAUUCAUACAAAUAUCUAACUAACCUAUAAGUGUGAGAUCCAGACAUCCAUAUUACUGAAUAACGGUGAGCCCGCCUGUAUUUUCAUAAACAAUUUACCCUGGAGUCUAUCAAAUCGGUUAAACUUUUGAAAAACGUACUUGUUUUUCAAAAUACGAGCCAAUCACAGCAAAUGUAAAUCCUGCGCAAGCGCAAACACUAAGGCAGGCACUCAAAAUAAAUUCACAGAAUACUUUAUUUUGACAAGUCCAUUGAAGGAUACGCGAGUGUUGCCAGCACAAAUAAACUUUGAUACGUUCAGAAACCACAACUCAAGACAUCGUUAUUUAUAAUAAAAAUAAAGAAUGGAUAACAUUACCGUGAGGAAACCAUUUUCUCGAACACAUUCCAAUAUUGAUCUCUAUGAAAUAGCACACCGCGAUGAGACCGUUUGGAAUUCCACAAUAUUCGAUAAUUCGUCACACAGUUUACCAUCACAAACACUAAACACUUCACAAAACUGUAAUACGAAACUCCAGAGCCAAAUUAAUCAUCUCACACAAGAACUAGAAAGCGCACAUCAAGAAAUUAUGACACUUAACAAUGAAAAUCAUAACCUGAAAAUUACCUUGGUUGAGAAAGACAAACAGAUUGAAAUGCUAAAAAAAUUGAUAUCUACAGAUGUAAGCACCUCCCACAAAAGGACUGAAAGUACACCUUUGAUGAAAAGAAUCCGUAAUGUUCUUCUUAGAACACCGAGAAAUUCACCAAUACACUCAGACUCCAUAAUAAACAAACAAAUACAUUUUUCUCCCAAUAAGUGUCAAACUCAAACAGAAGGUACAAUGAAAAAAGGAAAUUGUGACCUACCCACCAUAUCCGAUAAUGAUAAGCAACCUGCGCACCAUUCGAAAAGUUGGAAGAAAAAUGCAACAGAUGUCACUACUGGUACCAAAAAACCUCAGAUAAUCAUAAUAGGUGACCAAAGAAUGCAAGGAUUAGCGUCAAAAAUUAUAGCAAGCAGGAUGAAUAAAUGGAACGAUGUCUACAAAAUUUCAGCAACUGUCAAACCACAGGCACACACAUCACACAUUUUGUCUACCCUGGAGAGUCAAAAUCUUCGACCAGAGGACGUAGUAGUUUUAGCCGUUGGCUCCAACGAUUACAGCAUAUCUUCCAUUAUAUCGGAACUUAAUAAAUGUCUACCAAAUUUGAUAACAUGUAAAGUGCUUUUACUUAAUGUUCAAAGGAACAAACAUGUAAAUAUCCAUAAACUGAACGAGUCCUUGUGUUCAUUAACAAAAGAAUACAAUAACUGUUAUUUCGUGGAUUUAAAGUACAAUAAAUACGGGACAAACUAUGACUUUUGAAAUAAAACAAAAAAUAAUACCAACUACUUGUUGGACGCAAACUCAACGCGACUUUAACAAAGAAAAUAUGAAAAAAUUUCGAAAUGCUAUAGCAGCUCUGUCAUUCUCGGAAGUUUAUGAAAAGACUAGUACUGACGAAGCUUUCAACAGUUUUCAUGAUCUUUUGUCGUUGUUUUACAAUUUAUGUUUUCCUAAAACUAAGAUUAAAUUUAACCAACAGAAAAUGAGAUCAAAAUGGAUCACUAAAGGUGUAAAAACUUGCACAAAAACAAAACGAAAACUCUAUUAUGAGUAUCAAAAAUCUCGCCAAAAUAAAUUAGCACAUAAAACAAAAUAUAUAUCCUACAGUAACAUGUUAAAGAAAUGUGUACACAAUGCUAAAAGAAACUUUUCUAAUAAAUACUUAAACAAAGCUGAUAAUAAGUGUAGAGCAACCUGGAAAUUAAUAAAUAACAAUAUUGACAUUCAACCAAUUAAAAACCCCAUUGAAAAAAUUAUUACGGAAGAUCAAAUUAUUACAGAUCCUCAACAAAUUUGUAAUAAAUUUAAUGAAUUUUAUAUUAGCUUAGCCAACAACAAAAACAACUCUGAUAUAUCUUCGGAUCCUAUGAAUAUAGUAAGCAACUCUAUGUUUCUUAUGCCAACUGAUGAUGCCGAGAUAGAGAAAAUAAUAAUGAGUCUUAGGAACUCCAGCUCAACUGGGUAUGAUGACAUCUGUACAAAAACAUUAAAACUGUGUGCAAAAGAAUUAUCAAGACCCCUAAGCUAUAUUAUAAAUCUGUCUCUACUUGAAGGAAAGUUUCCCGACAAACUCAAAAUAUCUUUAGUGAAACCAAUAUUUAAGAAAGGAAAUGAGUAUGAUAUCCAUAACUACAGACCAGUAACCCUAAUACCCGUACUGUCAAAAGUUUUUGAAAAGGCUAUGUAUAGUAGAGUUCUAUCGUUCAUAAACCGCAAUAAUAUUUUAUGUAAGCAACAGUUCGGGUUCCGUAAACACAGCUCCACGACAUUAGCAUGUUUUACUUUGCUAAAACAUAUAACUGAAUGUCUUAAUGAAAAAAUUCGUGUGACAGUUGUCUUCCUUGACCUUAGCAAAGCGUUUGACUUUGUCAACCACAAGAAGCUGUUACACAAGCUACAAUGCUACGGUAUUCGAGGACACUGUCAAAAGUGGUUUAAAAGCUAUCUGGAUGAACGUCUGCAGUGUGUUGAAAUAGCGAAAAUUAUAGGGAAUCACAAAGAGAAUGUGCAAUCCGAUUUUAAAUAUAAUAACGCUGGUGUUCCACAAGGUAGCGUAUUAGGGCCACUACUUUUCCUGCUAUACAUCAAUGAACUACCAAACAUAUCAAAACAUGAGACCAUACUAUUUGCAGAUGACACCACAAUUGUUUUCAAAUGUGAGAAUCCUGAUACAUAUGAAUAUGAAAUUAACAGCACAUUACAUAAAUUUAUUGAAUGGCUAAAAAAUAAUGAUCUCUCUAUAAAUAUUUCUAAAACUAAUAUGAUACAAUUUCAAACUUAUAAUUCCAAUCCUGACAAAAUUAAUAUAAUGUAUGAAUCAAAUCAAAUAGAAGAAAUCAAUAAUACAAAAUUCUUAGGUUUAAUAAUAGACAAGCACUGUAACUGGAAGGCCCAUAUAGAACAAGUAAUAAAUAAGGUCGGAAAAUUCAUUUAUGCUUUACGAAACCUCAGACAAGUGGUAUCAAAAGAUGCAGCCCUAACUGCUUAUCAUGGGUAUGUUGCAUCAGUUCUUGCCUACGGGUUACUAUUAUGGGGGCGAUCAACUGACAUCUUACAAGUUUUCCGUAUUCAAAAAAAAUGUAUUCGAGCCAUAGUUGGUAUAAGGAACGAUGAAUCCUGUAAACCUUUCUUCAAAUCCUUAAAAGUACUAACAAUAUUUUCUAUGUACAUAAAAGAAGUAUGCGUAUUUGUUAGAGAACACAUGGACUUGUUUAAAAAGCAAUCAGACACAAAUGAGAGGUCACGCAGAGAUCCAUAUAAACUAACAUUACCGAAGAUUAGGGUAGAUGUAUAUAAACAUAAUGCUUA